This is a messenger RNA of Cryptomeria japonica (Japanese cedar), 2263 nucleotides long. Its product is annotated as NEDD8-activating enzyme E1 regulatory subunit AXR1. Gene Ontology annotation, biological process: protein neddylation. The coding region runs from base 193 to 1842 and encodes 549 amino acids. Lineage: Eukaryota; Viridiplantae; Streptophyta; Pinopsida; Cupressales; Cupressaceae. Gene Ontology annotation, molecular function: NEDD8 activating enzyme activity. The transcript has 15 exons. The record is from RefSeq and is a predicted model, not a curated record. Gene Ontology annotation, cellular component: cytoplasm.
GUUAUGGAAUUAAAAAGGAGAUAAUUUUUUCUGGCGGGACCACUUCCUAAAAUAAAUUGCGAACAGAAAAAUAUUACACUCAUCAACGGAUUCCUAACUGUCAUAAGUCAGCAAUUCACCUUUUCUGGGAGCUACAUUCUUUGCAAAUUUCUUUUCAGUUUUCCUCGCUAAAUUUUACAGGAGAAGAAAACAAUGGCCGAAAUCAACAAGAGCAAAUAUGAUCGGCAACUAAGGAUAUGGGGAGAACAGGGACAAUCAGCUCUUGAGAGAGCAAGGGUUUGUUUGCUGAAUUGUGGCCCCACAGGCUCAGAAACAUUGAAAAAUCUUGUUUUAGGAGGUGUAGGAAGUGUCAUGGUUGUUGAUGGCUCAAAAGUGGAAGUGGCAGACCUUGGAAACAAUUUCUUGGUUGACAAUAAUAGCAUUGGCCAAUCGAGGGCAAAGUGUGUGUGUACAUUUCUGCGAGAGCUAAAUGAUGCUGUUGGAGCUAAGUUUGUGGAAGAGCCACCCGAGGCUUUACUUGAGAGAGAUCCUUCCUUCUUCUCGCAAUUCACUCUGAUUAUAGCAACACAGCUCCCAGAAAAUGCACUUUUGAAAUUGGAUAGAAUAUGCAGGCAACAGAAUGGGAUUCUUAUAAUUGCACGUUCUUAUGGACUCACUGGUCUAGUUCGGAUUAGCUUGAAGGAGCAUGAUGUAGUUGAGUCCAAGCCAGUGCAUUUUGCUAGUGAUCUCAGACUCCAUAAACCAUGGCCUGAACUUAAAAGGUUUGUGGAUGGAUUUAAUAUCCAUAUAGAGGAUCCUGUUAUACACAAAAAUAUACCCUAUGUUGUGAUUCUUGUAAAGUUGGCUGAAGAGUGGAAACAUAUGCAUAAUGGCUUGCUACCAGUAAAACGAGAGGAGCAGAAACAAUUUACGGAUAAUUUAAUAAACAAGAUGAUCUCAUUGGAUGAGGACAAUUAUAAAGAAGCUAGGAAAGCAUCGUUUGAAGUCUGGGCCUCUUCUGGAAUAAGUUCACAUCUUCGUUGUAUUAUUAAUGACAGCUCAGCUGAAGUAAGCUCUAAUUCAUCUGACUUUUGGGUGCUGGUAGCAGCUUUGAAGGAAUUUGUUGCAAAUGAAGGCGAGGGGGAGGUUCCACUUGAGGGAUCGAUUCCUGAUAUGACCUCCUUAACAGAGUAUUAUGUAGACUUGCAAAAGGUUUAUCAAGCAAAGGCUGAAGCAGAUUCCAUUGCUGUUGAAUCUAGAGUUAGAACCAUCCUAAAGAAUAUUGGAAGGGAUCCUGAUUCCAUUCCAAAUGCUGCCAUUAAAAACUUCUGCAAAAAUGCAAAAAAAUUAAGAGUUUGUCGCUACCGCAGUUUGGAGGAUGAAUUCAAAGCUCCUGUUUCAACUGAGCUACAAAAAUAUUUAGGUGAUGAAAAUUACAGUGGUGCUGUGGGCUUUUACAUUCUUCUUCGAGCAGUGGAUCACUUUGCAACAGCAUACAAUAGAUACCCUGGAGUAUUUGAUGGACUUUUGAGGAUAGAACUUUUGACUUAUAUCUCGCUUCUUGUUCAUAGUGAAGUUGUUGGAAGACCGCGAAUAGAGGAGAUGGACGAGGAUGUUUCAAGGUUAAAAACUAUUGCUGUUGGACUCCUAAAUGACAUGGGAUGUAAUGGUGCUAAAUUAUCAGAAGAUCUCAUUAGUGAGAUGUGUCGAUUUGGAGCUUCUGAGAUCCACAGUGUUGCUGCAUUUGUGGGCGGUGUUGCAUCACAGGAAGCUAUCAAGCUAAUUACAAAGCAAUUCGUUCCUCUUACUGCGACAUUUGUGUUUAAUGGUAUUGACCACAAGUCCCAACAGCUUCGGCUGUAAGGAUAUUUAGUAGACCAUUCGGUAUUGGUCUUGCAAAGAGCUGAGAAUGAAAUUUCUGAGCACAAAGGUUGACAGCAAUAGGCCGUACAAAUGGGACAUUCUGCAGCAAGUGAUAUCUUUCUUGUCAUGUGAACUUUAUUCAAGAUAUAGAAGAAGCGUCUAAGAUGCUGUUAUAGAAGGGUUUCUCAGGUUAGGAUUAGAGUUGGCUGUAGCUUGAAGGUUUUACACUUAGUUUGAUGACUCUUUAUGAUAGUUGCUGUGGCACUGCCAUCAGUACUUUAUGAGCAUUUCCACGAAUGUGCUUAUGCUCGUCAGCCAGCAAACUUUGGUUGUAUCAAUGCCUGUUAGUUUUUCUUGCUGCAACAAUGUAAAAUGUUAUACGUGGAUAAACUUAAUUCUAUACAGCUGAAUUUUGUACUUU